This is a messenger RNA of Xylona heveae TC161, 5535 nucleotides long. RefSeq lists its product as hypothetical. Gene Ontology annotation, biological process: intracellular signal transduction. Gene Ontology annotation, molecular function: protein binding; guanyl-nucleotide exchange factor activity. The record is from RefSeq and is a predicted model, not a curated record. Gene Ontology annotation, cellular component: cytoplasm. Lineage: Eukaryota; Fungi; Ascomycota; Xylonomycetes; Xylonales; Xylonaceae. Bases 1 to 5535 code for a protein of 1844 amino acids. The transcript has 3 exons.
AUGUCUUCGACCAAUUUGGAUCACAAUCAUUACGCCCGGCUUCCACUUCGCCAUGACGGAUCAACCCCGUCGUCCGCUGAUGGCUCAUCGUCCUAUCCGUUCCCUGCCCAUCUACCCGCUGUCAACAACGCCUAUCCCCAGCCAUCCUCGCCGCCGCCCACCAGUCCUCUUCCGCCGAUACCCUCAGCGGUUCAUGUGCGGACAGCAUCAGCUCAGCCACAGCGUCCAAUAAUCGACACAAACAUCAGGAGUAAUCCGCUGGAUUCUCAUUUCGGUGCCAUCGCGGCGGGUCUUCGACGCGAUGACAAUUCUCCGGAUCCUCACGAAUUCUAUCGAGACUCGUCCUUUUUACAACACGAUAAUCAUUUUGACAACCAUUUUGCCGAACGGCAACACCGCCCGCCACUGUUUGGGGAGCUGCUUCUCAAUUUAGGUUAUCCGCCUGCUGGGCUGCCAUAUGGCGAUGCACCGCGCAGAUAUCGCAGAGGGUCCGAAGGGAGCAUGCACAGUCCGAACCCUGUGUUUUCGUCUGGAAGAAGAAGUCCUCUUGAUAUUGUGUCUCCGUCCUCUCCUACUGCUUGGUAUCUGGGAGUGACCCCUUCACUCGAAGGCGUGGACAACAUGUCGAGACGACCUCAGCGCCCCAGUGCUCACCACCGAAGAGCUCGAAGCGACUUUACCGGCAUACCGGCCAUCCCGCCAACUUCAAGUCAAGCCCAUUUACAUGCUUCGCAUUUAUCGCCGACAAAUGGGUCAAAGCACCCUAUCAGCCCUACAAACCCAAAGAGAGGCCGCAGCCAGCAAUCCAAGAUACCAUUGAGCACGCGCCGGCUCAGUUCGGCGACCAACUCGGGAGGCUCAUCUCCAUCCACUCGACGGAGUUCUCUGGCAGAGAAUUCUCCCAUUCAUCGUUUCUCGCCACCAAAAGGUAUCAGUGGUAUACCGAGGCCUACUGGAAAACCCGCAACUUCAUCCGAUCAGCCGGCUCUCCCGCCUCCGCAAACAGUGCGAUCUCGCCAUGACAACCCGAAGAAAGACCCCGGUGGUAAUGCGCGUUUGAAAGUCUAUGUGUCUGCUCCACCUCCAAAAAAAUCACCUCCACUGCGCAGUUCGCGCCCAAGGAUGCCUGUAUCUGCAGCAUCUACUGUGGCAUCCCGUGCCAAAGUUGCUGAUCGAUUCUUAUCAAACGUCAAUUCGUCGGCUGCUUCCUCGGCCGCGAAAAACAGUAAUGUCCAGCCGAAGAAAAUACCAGAACUAGGGGGCAUCGACCUCGCCGCUCGCAGGGAGAGGAUACAGCGAGCUUUGAGUUCGAGCAUGCGUGAGUUGGACAGAAAUGACCAGAAUAAGGCCAAGAGGUCGGGCUCUAGAACUCCAGAAACUAGAACGAACUCGAGCACGCCCAAUACAGAUCGCGUGGGCCGAGGUGUACUUCGCAAUGGUUCCGAGCAAGAUUCGCAUCAAGAAGCCUUGUCCGAUCCGAUGGAGGCGCAGCCUCAGGUGCAGAACGAGAGCAUCGAUCAGAAGCCUCGCAAUCAUGCCAUUGCUCCAUUGACAUUGACUACGACUGGCCUUCCUCAAGUAUGCGACGAAGAAACAAUGACUCGAGAGACCGAGUUUGAAGAAGACGCGUCUCCCACACUCGGAAUUCCUGACAACCAUGAGGCUUCAUCAGUUUCGCCUGAGCAUAAGUCUCUGCCUCAUCACGAACGAAUGGGACAUUUGAAUAAUAGAGAAGAGAAGGCACGUGUCAAUGAGUACUCUGAGAGCCAAGCAGCUGAGACGGAGAACAAAGAGGAAAGCCAACGCAUGUUUGAUUCAGUCUUGCAAUUGAGAGAUCGUACAUCGCUGGUGUCGUCGGCAGGUGAAGAGUCGAUCCAGAUAAUGCUUGAACAGAUGUCAAAUCUUCCAAAUCAGGAUUCAACUUUGAACGACACUGAUCAACCGGUGCCCGCGACGGAACAUUCUACAAUAUCAAAGCCGCCGAAACUGGUGAACGUCUCGCCUGGUAAUUUGGGAGGAUCGUCAUCGCAGAAAGCAGAAGCCGGCUCCGAUGGAAGGUGUCUCGAAACGACAUCACUUUUGCCAGAAUAUAAUACAGAGACUAGCGGGGGCCAACGCCAGCCAAAGGACCAAACUCCGCACCAAAUUCCCCCCAGCGAUAUUCCCACCCCUGGAACCGGCCGCUGGACUUUGGAUAGUGAUCAGUAUAGUACGAUAAAUCGAGUCCUAGAUGCAUAUCAAGAUUCAACGAGUGUCAGUCCCUUGCUGUUUCAAAAUCUGCAACAGCAACUGCUAUCUGGCUCUCCGGAGAUUGCUCGACAAGCUGGCUGGGACCAGAAGGCAGUUACCCAACUCUAUAUGCAAGGGUUUUCUGGAAAUCGAUGGCGAGAUGCUGCGUCACCGGCAAGACCGCCUAAUUUGAGGCUUGAUAGCCUUGAGAAGCAUGAUUUGCUCUCAACUCCGAUGAUUGCACCGCACGAUGCUUCAAUCACUCCAGCCACGACGACCGAUGCAGAGUGCAGUGAAUCAGACGCAAACUCAACAGGGAUCGGGAAUACCUAUGCGGCGUCUAGCAGUCCAGCUUUAUCAAAGGAAUCUGAGAUGAAGUCACAGCAACCGGCUCGGGAUCCUCAAGAUAGCCCAGCCGAUCCGUACAAACUCUUGCCUGAGCCUUUGUCUGAGCAGGACUGGGGUCUUCUUCAAAACACCUCAUUUUUCCCACUCAUGGAAGGCGAAGAAUCUCCCGAAUACAGGCCUACACCUCCGCCGAAGGACUGGGAGAAUGAACAACCUGCGGUACCUGACAAGAUCUCAUUGGCAAAGGGUGAAUCUGGUCAAAAGCAUGAAACUGCCACGGCUGCGAGAUCAGAGCGGGGUGGACUGUAUUCGUCUCCUUUGGGUUCUACUGGCGCAGGACUGGGUCUUGCGAUCAAUGUGGAAUCAUCGGGAGAUUCACCCACCGUGCCUGCCCUUCCAAACCUAUAUCCACCGCCUCUACCAGCCCAGUCGACGAUGCAAAGUCUGGCAGACCGGUCUGCUACUGCGUUUUCGCCCCCAUCUCCAAGCGUCUAUAGUGAGCAGCCAUCUUCCAACCUAUUGUCGUCUGCGCCUUUUGAGAGUAUUCUGACCGAGAUGCCAACAGUGGAGGAAGGCCUCCCUCCUAUCGAAGACAUGACGACACAACAAGAAAAUGAAUCGAGUCGACCGGGGAGCAGUCAGGAGCAGGUCCUUCGUGACUCUGUGGCAAGCUCCGGACAUGCCAGUUUAUCCUCACCAGAGCACCGUCGCCUUACGAGACGCCGGCUUCUCAUUAAGGAACUUGUUGAUACGGAAUAUUCCUUUAAUCAGGACAUGAAAGUCAUUCAGAGCAUUUAUAAGGAAACCUCAUCAGCAGUGGACAUUCUUACUGCUGAUGACGUCAGAGUCUUGUUCGGAAAUACGGACGAGAUAGUCAUUUUUUCAGAGGGAUUCCUUGAUGCGCUCAAACAGGCCGCCGCAAGUGUUUAUGUCAUGCCCAAGCAGAGUCGCUGGCGCCUCAAAAGUGGAAGUGUGUCUACAGCCAACAGCAGUGUCAUAAACGAAGGUGUUUUAACUGGUGGGCAGGAAUCCACUGAGGAGGAAAAGGAUAGAAAAACUCUUAUCGGAGAAACGUUCAUGCAACACCUCAGUGCUAUGGAAAAGGUGUACGGCGAUUAUUUGAGAAAUCACGAAGCGGCAAACAAAAAGCUGCAGAGCCUCACUCCGCACCCCAAAGUCGCGAUCUGGCUCCGAGAGUGUCACGCCUGCCAUCAAGACAUAACUUCUGCUUGGGAUCUGGACUCACUGCUCGUCAAACCAGUUCAGCGAAUACUAAAGUAUCCGUUAUUACUGCAAAACCUUAUAGGGGAGACUCCGAAGGACCAUCCUGAUUACAAAUCCCUUGAAUCUUCGAUUCGCGAAAUGAAGGACACGUCCCACCGGAUCAACGAAAUGAAACGAAGGGCUGAACUAGUGGAGCAGGUGGUCAGCCGGAAACGAAAAGAUUCUGACGUUCGGGGAGGCUUCUCAAAAGCUAUUGGCCGCCGAACAGAGAAAUUCCGGCAGCAGGUUGGACUGUCAGAUGCUAUUGAGGACAAAGGCUAUGACCAAGUUGUAGCCAAGUUUGGACCUCAUUUCUUCCAGCUCCAUGUGGUGAUUCGAGACGUGGAUUCAUACAUUACUGAUGUGCAAACCUACGUAGACUGCUUUCACAAUUUCGCAUCAGCGCUUGAAGGCAUUCUCGAAGUCAGUCACAUCAACCAUCCUGAGGUGGAGAGGAGAUGGCGAAACUUUGCAAAGGUGGUCAGAGAAAUUUCGACAAUUUCCUUACCCGAACAUCAAAAUGCGGUGCGAAAGAACAUCAUUGAGCCUAUGACAAGUCUGCUUGCCCUUCACGAAGGGCCGCAAAAGGUCAUGCAAAAGCGGAACAAGCGUCUUAUCGACUAUUCUCGGUUCAAAUCGAUAAAAGAUCGAGGGGAUAAACCUGAUAAAAAGACGCAAGAACAAGCCGAUCAGUUCAUGGCGCUUAACGAUGCCCUCAAGGAGGAACUGCCAAAACUCUACAAGCUUACAGCAAACCUCGUUGCGGCAUGUUUGGACAAAUUCGUGCAUCUCCAAGGUCAAUGGCAGACUGAAUGGCAGAGCAGAUUGGAGACAGUUCUUGAACAAAUAAAAUCGCCUGGCCGAAUCUCUGACAUCAUCGACCAAUUCUCUGGAGACUUCUCUUUCACUGAGGCACAGCUUCUCUGCCUCGGUAUAUGCAAUGGCUCAAUGCUUGCUGAGGCAGCCAAUUUCCUAUCACCUUCAACUACGCUCGUCAAUGACGAGUCACGGCGCCCUUCUCUGUAUGGAGGCUCACGAAGUCGCGGGCUGUCCCUCGGAAGCGAUGCGUCGCCGUCUCUGCCACCGCCAGACCUAGGGCAGCGUCACAGCGGAAACUUCAGUCUUUCCCCUAUCCUGGGCCCAUUGACUGGCCAACAAACUGGCUCUCACCUCCUCGGCCAGUCUGCACUCGAGCGUAUGCGAACUGGAUCAAAUUCUUCUGGGUUCUUUACGCCUGCCUCCCCACCACUAGGCAAGCGAUCAUCAUCGGGCACUACAGUUGCUCAGGACCUAGCCCGUCCCACUUUUCCGCGGUCGAGCACAGGCUCCGUCUAUUCCGCAUCACAUCAGGAACAUCCACCGUUGGCGUCUCCCACCCGACUCCUUUCCGAGGUCUUCUCUUCGGCCAUGCCAAUGUCAGACUCUCCUCCCACAUCGCAGCCGACUUCGCCAGUGCAUGCCGAAUCGAGCCAGAGAGAAUUUCGCGUAUUGUUCCUCGCCGCCAGCGUUUAUGAAUUCAACAUUGACCGGGCAAGGCGGGAGGCAGGGUAUCCUUAUUUGACUUAUGUUCCAGGAGAGGUGUUUGAUGUCAUUGCGGAAAAGGGCGAGCUGUGGCUUGCCAGGAAUCAAGACGAUCCGACACAACAGCUAGGUUGGAUUUGGAGCCGUCACUUUGCAAAGCUCACCAAUGAUUAA